CGACCUUCCUUUCAUUCCCGUAAUCCGUCUGCGUAGGGUGUGCUCCGGAGCUAGUCUCGGCACACAUUUUAUUAUUAUGAAACAAACCAAAAGCUAGAGAGCACACGCAGACAUAUUUUUAUAAGAAAACUUAAAAAAAAUCGGUGAAGCAGGAUUUGAUUUGCCAAAACCCCAAAGUUAACGGGAAGAAGACGGAAAAACGGAACGUUAGCAAGCUAAAGCUGUUAGCAUUAUUGUUGGAAGCGUGGGCGAUUAGCGUUAGCCGGUUAAACCCGUCACACACACGUUUCCUCGUAUUUUCGGAGAUAGUAGCUCGCUAGAACAUUUGUUUUACUACACUGCCUAAAGGUUGGGGGCUUCUUAAAGCGUCUCGCAAAGGAUCAGUAGUCCCAGUUUGCUGAAAUCCGCCAGCCACAUCGGAGUUGCCACGUCGUUUGAGGACACGAGUCGUCCGCCAUGAAUCCGAGCGCUCCUAGCUACCCCAUGGCCUCCCUGUAUGUGGGGGACCUGCACCCGGACGUUACCGAGGCCAUGCUGUACGAGAAAUUCAGCCCGGCCGGGCCCAUCCUCUCCAUCAGGGUGUGCAGAGACAUGAUCACCCGCCGGUCCCUCGGCUAUGCCUAUGUGAACUUCCAGCAGCCUGCAGAUGCCGAGCGAGCCCUGGACACCAUGAACUUCGACGUAAUCAAAGGCCGACCUCUCCGUAUUAUGUGGUCGCAGCGUGACCCCUCCCUGAGAAAGAGCGGAGUGGGCAACAUCUUCAUCAAGAACCUGGACAAAUCUAUCGAUAACAAGGCCCUGUACGACACCUUCUCCGCCUUCGGCAACAUCCUGUCCUGCAAGGUGGUUUGUGAUGAAAAUGGCUCAAAGGGUUACGGCUUUGUGCACUUUGAGACCCACGAGGCUGCCGAGCGCGCCAUUGAGAAAAUGAACGGCAUGUUGCUCAAUGACAGAAAAGUAUUUGUUGGGCGGUUUAAAUCCCGUAAAGAGCGGGAGGCUGAGCUCGGGGCACGCGCCAGGGAAUUCACGAACGUUUACAUCAAGAAUUUUGGAGAGGACAUGGAUGACGAGAAGCUGAAAGAACUGUUUGGCAAAUAUGGACCCGCACUCAGUAUUCGCGUCAUGACUGACGAGAGUGGCAAAUCCAAGGGAUUUGGCUUUGUCAGCUUUGAGAGGCAUGAGGACGCACAGAAGGCGGUGGACGACAUGAACGGCAAAGAGCUGAACGGCCGGCAGGUGUACGUGGGCCGCGCACAGAAGAAGGGCGAGCGACAGAACGAGCUCAAGCGCAAGUUUGAGCAGAUGAAACAGGACCGCAUGACCAGAUAUCAGGGGGUCAAUCUAUAUGUGAAGAACCUGGAUGAUGGCCUGGAUGACGAGCGUCUGCGCAAAGAGUUUUCUCCCUUUGGAACCAUCACAAGCGCCAAGGUGAUGAUGGAGGGCGGCCGCAGCAAAGGCUUUGGCUUUGUGUGCUUCUCCUCCCCGGAGGAGGCCACCAAGGCCGUGACCGAGAUGAACGGCCGCAUCGUAGCCACCAAGCCGCUGUACGUGGCGCUGGCCCAGCGGAAGGAGGAGCGCCAGGCCCACCUCACCAACCAGUACAUGCAGAGGAUGGCCACCGUCCGCGCAGUGCCCAACCCGGUCCUCAACCCCUACCAGCCCGCUCCCCCCUCCGGCUACUUCAUGGCGGCCAUUCCCCAGGCCCAGAACCGCGCUGCGUAUUACUCUGCCAACCAGCUUGCCCAGCUCCGUCCCAGCCCCCGCUGGGCCACUCAAGGCGUGCGGCCCCAGCAUUUCCAGAACAUGCCCAACGCCAUGCGCCCGUCAGCUCCCAGGCCCCAGACCUUCAACACCAUCCGUGCUACCACGACCACCAACACACAGGUCCCACGCAUGAUGGCCUCCCAGCGCAUGCCCACUCAGGCCCUCAGCCAGCGCCCGGCCAGUGCUUCAGCCACAGCCGCCCCAGUGCGUGCCAUGCCCCAGUACAAAUAUGCAGCCGGCGUGCGCAACCCUCAGCAGCACAUGGCCUCCCAGCCACAGGUCACCAUGCAGCAGCCUGCUGUCCACGUCCAGGGACAGGAGCCCCUGACCGCCUCCAUGUUGGCUGCAGCUCCACCUCAGGAACAGAAGCAGAUGCUGGGCGAGCGUCUGUUCCCUUUGAUCCAGAACAUGCACCCCAGUCUGGCUGGAAAGAUCACCGGCAUGCUGCUGGAGAUCGACAACUCCGAGCUGCUGCACAUGCUGGAGUCACCAGAGUCUCUGCGCUCAAAGGUGGAUGAGGCCGUCGCCGUGCUUCAAGCCCACCAGGCCAAGGAGGCGGCUCAGAAGUCCACCACCCCCGCUGGCGUGCCCAGCGUCUAAGAGCAUUUUGAAACCUGCUUCACCGAUGGAAAAAGAAAAAAAAAAACAAACAUUGAAAAAGCUAAAACUCUGAAAACAUCGCAAAAUGAUAAAUUAUUUCUUAAAAAAAGAAAACGAUUGACUCUGCCAGGUCUAGGGAUGGUUUGACUAGGCCUUGAUCAUAAAGAAAAAUUUGUU
Salarias fasciatus (jewelled blenny) is the source of this 2541-nucleotide messenger RNA. Its product is annotated as polyadenylate-binding protein 1. Gene Ontology annotation, molecular function: RNA binding. The record is from RefSeq and is a predicted model, not a curated record. The transcript is spliced from 16 exons. Bases 457 to 2364 code for a protein of 635 amino acids. NCBI's taxonomy places the organism in Eukaryota, Metazoa, Chordata, Actinopteri, Blenniiformes, Blenniidae.